Molecule: messenger RNA, 1484 nt
Organism: Ficedula albicollis (Collared flycatcher)
Lineage: Eukaryota; Metazoa; Chordata; Aves; Passeriformes; Muscicapidae
Gene: GPATCH3
Product: G-patch domain containing 3
Exons: 8
Coding region: 1-1353 (450 amino acids)
Biological process (GO): negative regulation of type I interferon production; positive regulation of DNA-templated transcription; negative regulation of RIG-I signaling pathway
Molecular function (GO): nucleic acid binding
Source: RefSeq, a predicted model, not a curated record
AUGGUGAUUGAAUUUGGGAUGGGCAGAAAAAAACUGCAGGAAAAGGGAUUGUCCAUCUGCCCCUGUCACCCCCAGUGUCCCUCUGUCCCCUGUCACCCCCAGGGUCUCUCUGUCACCCCCAGUGUCGCUCUGUCCCCCCAGGGUCUCUCUGUCACCCCCAGGGGUGUCUCUGUCCCUGUCACCCCCAGGGUCCAUCUGUCCCCUGUCACCCCCAGUGUCACUCUGUCCCCGUCACCCCCAGGGUCCAUCUGCCCCCCGGCGGCUCCCAGCAGCCAGGAGGAGCACGGCGGGUGUGUCACGGAGGCGGAGCUGCGGCGCCUGCCCGAGCUGAACCCGCCGUCCUUCCUGCCCUUCGGGAACGUGGGCACGCCCCUGAGCGCGCUCCUGCAGCUGAUCCGCGCCUGCAGGCUGCCCCCGCCCGUCAUCAGGAAGCUGCAGCUGGAUUUCCCCAGGACGGGCUCAUCCCGCCGCUAUGGGAACGUGCCCUUCCAGUACCACGGCACUGAGACGGUGGCUGAGGAGGAGAGAGUUUACACAGCUGCAGGGGAUGAGAUCAUGGAGGGAGAGGAGCCCGUGACUCAGCCAGCCCGGCCCGGGCAGGAUGAGGAGGAGCAGCAGCAGGAGGAAGAGGAGUCACACUCUGAUGAUGACAAUGACACCUGUGAGGAGUGGGAGAGGCACGAGGCCCUGCACGAGGACGUGACGCAGCAGCAGCGGCAGCGCGAGCGGCUCUUCGAGGAGGAGAUCGAGCUCAAGUGGGAGAAGGGCGGCUCUGGCCUCGUGUUCUACACAGAUGCCCAGUUCUGGCAGGAGCAGGAUGGAGACUUCGAUGAGCAGACAGCCGACGACUGGGACGUGGACAUGAGCAUCUACUAUGACAAAGAUGCAGGGGAUAAGGAUGCUCGGGACUCGGUGCAGAUGAGGCUGGAGCAGCGGCUGCGGGAUGGGCUGGAGGAGGGGUCUGUGCCAGGGCAGCACAUCGGCACCUUUGAGAGGCACACCAAGGGCUUUGGCAGGAAGGUCCUGGAGCAGCAGGGCUGGACAGAAGGGCUGGGCCUGGGGAGCAGCAACUCUGGGAUGGCCGAAGCUCUGGACAACGAGGGCCAGAACCCCCGGUGCAAGAGGGGGCUGGGCUACCACGGGGAGAAGCUGCCAACUUUCAUCAGGAGGAAGAAGCCCCGUGGGGACACUUCUGUUGUCAUUUCCACCAUCUACGAUGACCCUGAGCCCCAGGACACGGGUGACCAGCUGCUCAGGCGCCAGCCCCCCACGGCCAUGAAGUACAGGCAGGACAUGGCCUUUGUCCGAGCGUCCCACCCUGCCCUGGGCAGCCUCAGGGCCCAGCCACGCUGAGCAGGGACUGUCACAGCCUCUGUCCUGCCCCCAGCCCAGGCUGGCUCCUGGUCUGAGUGUGAAGCAGGGUGUUUAUGUAUUUAUUUUUAGCAAAAAUACAGGUUUGUAAUAAAAAUUGCCACACUGGGGGU